UUUGGAUACCCUGUAAUGGCAGAUUUUGCGCCAAAUCAGCAGCGGGUGAACACCAGUGAUGUUGCAUCAACUGGAGGUACAGUAGCUACUCCUCGCCUAGGCUCGCCAUCUCGCCGUUCCUCCUCGCCUUGCGUCCUCCCCAUCGUCCGGCCGGCACGACGUAAACGUCAUCACGUCACGGCACUAAGGAGGUUAGAGGUCGAGACCGGAGGCGGAAGCAUCAAGAUGGCGGUCGCCGCGUAUGAGAGCUUGAAGCUGCACACAACUCCAGAAAAGUUCUACUUUGAGGCUUGUGAUGAUGGAUCCAAUGAUGUUCUCAUGAUCGACCGUGUCUCCAAUGAAAUCACCCUUGGAGUUAAGAAAGAUGUCCCACCUUCUGCAGUUACCAGAUCAGUCUAUGGAAUCAUGGGAACAAUUCGUUUGGUGGCAGGCAUGUACCUUAUUGUCAUUACCAAAAAACAGAAAGUAGGAGAGUUGUUCAGUCAUUCUAUCUGGAAAGCAACGGAAUUCGACAUAAUUUCCUACAAGAAGACAGUAUUGCACCUAACAGAAACACAGAUGCUAGAUAACAAGACUUUCUUGACGAUGCUUAACAAUGUACUUAAUACUGAUGGAUUCUACUUCUCUACAACCUAUGACCUGACUCAUACAUUGCAGCGCUUGGCCAACACCAGUCCAGAGUUUCAAGAGAUGACUCUACUGGAAAGGGCAGAUCAGCGCUUUGUAUGGAAUGGGUACCUCCUGCGGGAAUUUGCUGCGCAGCCAGAGCUUCACAGGUUUGCUGUGCCAGUGAUUCAUGGGUUCAUUAUUGUGAAAUGUUGUAGUAUAAAUGGGAAAUACUUUGACUGGACACUUCUCUCCAGAAGGAGCUGUUUCAGAGCUGGGGUUCGAUAUUACGUUAGAGGUAUUGACUCUGAGGGGCAUGCUGCAAACUUUGUGGAGACAGAACAAAUCGUUCAGUACAAUGGUUAUAAGGCAUCAUUUGUACAAACACGAGGGUCGAUCCCCUUCUUCUGGUCUCAGAGGCCAAACUUGAGGUACAAACCAAAGCCACAGAUUAGUAAAUCCAUGAACCAUAUGGAUGGCUUUCAAAGGCAUUUUGAUUCCCAACUUAUUAGCUAUGGGAAGCAAGUGAUAAUAAAUUUGGUUGAUCAGAAAGGCCCUGAAAAAUCUCUUGAGCAGGUUUUUGCCAAAAUGGCAGCAAGCUUGGGGAAUGGAAUGGUUAAAUACUGUGCAUUUGAUUUCCACAAAGAAUGCAGCCACAUGAGAUGGGAUCGACUUCAGAUUCUUUUGGAUCGGCUGGCAGAUCAACAGGAUGAAUUUGGUUAUUUCUUGGUGGAUGCUGAUGGGAAGAUGGUUGUGCAGCAGGAUGGAACUUUCAGGACCAAUUGCAUUGACUGCUUGGAUCGAACGAAUGUUGUGCAAAGUUUGAUAGCACGUCGUUCUCUUCAGUCACAGCUUCAGAGGCUUGGUGUUCUUCAUGUUGGCCAAAGAAUUGAUGAACAAGCAGAAUUUGAAAAGAUUUAUAAAAAUGCAUGGGCAGAUAAUGCGAAUGCAUGUGCCAAACAAUAUGCUGGAACUGGGGCCUUAAAGACUGACUUUACAAGGACAGGGAAAAGAACUAAAUGGGGCCUUGUAAUGGAUGGAUGGAACUCAAUGAUAAGAUAUUACAAGAAUAAUUUUUCCGAUGGAUUUAGACAGGAUUCAAUAGAUCUGUUUCUUGGAAACUAUGUUGUGGAUGAGGCAGAUACUUUGCUAGUUUUACAUGAUCAGAAAGAGUGGAGGUUUCUAGCGUUGCCUAUAAUCAUGAUUGUGGCUUUCUCGAUGUGCAUCAUCUGCCUACUUAUGGCAGGUGACACCUGGACAGAGACCUUGGCUUACGUGCUGUUCUGGGGAAGUGCUAGCUUUGGGACUGCUGCUAUCAUCUUCUUCAAUGGCAAAGAGUUUGUUGAUGCACCGAAGCUGGUUCAGAAAGAGAAGAUGGACUGAAUGUGUACCUGUGGAAAGCAGCUUAGCCACCAAGAUUCUGUGCAAAUGUGGAGGAUCUUCUAACCUGCUUUCCACGCACCAGGCCCUGCAGGGUGAUUUUUAAAUAAAACUUUUGACUGGAACCAGCAGUCACGAUCUGCAGUCUGAGUUGGAUCGUUCAGCCUUAACUGUUAUAAACUUACUCUUCCUUUUGGCAUUCUGAAUGAAAAUCAGAAACCACACUAAAAAUUCCAAUAAUUGUGAUCUUCCUGCCCUAGCAUCCAGAAACAGAAGCAGCACUGGUGUUUUAUACAAGGUAUUAGUUCAAAUGAAACAGUGCUCUGAUCUUUCUUCCAUACAGCUUGUUUGCAUAAUUCAUGAACUAUAUUGGUGAAAUAACAUACCUGCAGAUAUAAGUUGUUGCUUCUGGACUUUGAUGUUUUGUAUGAAAGUCUGCAUAUCAACUUGGCAAAUAACCUCCUUUUGAUCAAUUCAAAGCUGCUGCUUCCCAACAUUGAGCAAAUAUCUAUCUGCAACAAGUGUAUCUUCUAUUCAGGGGCUGUAAUUUAUAUGCAAAGAUGUACAGCAAACUUUAGAUGACUAUGAAAUUUAUAUUAUGUUACAGAAUUGACUAUAUCUUCAGUUGUCUGUUAUUGCUGUUUUCCUUAAUUGCAAUAUACUUGGAUCGUAAUUGAAUGUUUGAAUCUGCUCUCCAAUGAAAAAGAAAACCUAGCUAGGUAGAAGAAACUCUUUAUGCAUUUACUUGAUCAUUUCCUACAUAAUGAAUUACAAUAAUAUUUAAAUAGGUAUUUAAGAAACUGAUGAAAUAUUCAUAUUGAAAUGGCUUAUGUUGUCACAGCUAUCUCAAAAAUAAUGCAGUCAGAUUCACCUUUGCCCCUCAAGCGGUGCCUAGUCUCUGUUCAUGUCAUUUUUAAUGCUCUUCAAUACAUACUGUAUGUGAACUGUUAAUGCUAUGAACUGUUUUUAAUGUGCAUCUUUAUUGCAGAUGUCCAAAAAAAAUCAGAAGCUGCAGUGGAGCAGCCAGUUUGCAGAACGCCCUUAAAUUGUUGUGCAAUCAUUGAAGUAGAUGAUGGUUCAAUCAAUGUAUAUUGCAAGUUAAAAGCAAGUAUUCACUAUUAGGAACUGAUUUAUCAAAUUGAUGUAAGGAAUCAUUCCCAUUACUCACCCUAGUUUUAUAGGUAGGGAUGGUAUAUUGCUAUUUAUAUGUGUAACUCUAUUUGGUUUACUAACCAUUUUCCAUUCCAUUGUCGCCCUCUUCUGUGUUUGUGUUUCUUUCACAGUAAUGAAUAAAGACUAAAUAAGAGUUGAUAUUUCCAUUAUAUCUUUCAGGUUUAUCAUUAAUAUGUAUCUGAGCUCUGCUUAAUUUGAUGUGCUUGUACAGAGGUCCUGACAGUUGACUGGUUGUGUGCAUAAAGAUUUUGAAAGUGACAUGAUAGAGAGAGAAAAUGCGGAAUGUGUCAUCCAGGGUUUCUUAAUAUUGACGCAAUUGUCAAUAAUUUCUUUCCUCUCACAGAAGCUGUAUGAUCUGCUGAGUUCUGGCACAUUGUCUGUUGCUCAAGAUUCAUAUUGAUGUUAGUCCCAUUUGCCUGCAUAUCUGUAUACUUGUACAAGUGCCUUUUAAAUGUUGUUAAUGUACCUGGCUCAACUACUCACUCUGGCAACUCAAUCCUGCUGGGUUAGAAGAAUUGCUCCUCAGGUCCCUAUUAGAUCCCUUCCCCUGAAAGCAAAUGUGGCCUCACCAACAUCUUGUACAUCUGCAACAUAUUUAAAGUGGAAGUCAGGAGGUAGAGGGAGAUGUAAGAAUAAAACAUUCUUUUGCAAGGAGGAGUUUUUUGUUUUGUAUGGCAAGUGUUUUUCUCUUCACACUUCUAAUUGGUUUUUGUCAAGCCACUCCUCCAGCUCGUGGCUGCGUCGAUGGACCGUGGCAGAGCAGUCUUAUAUCUGGUGAGAGGGCAUGUUUGGACCAGGUGGAGGAUGUCCUGGGUUCGGGCAACACAGGGGAAAGCUGGGAUUUGUCGGGUGCCCCAUCGGUGUAGGUGUUCGCGCUGCUUUGGUUUGACAACUUCUGAGUCUUAUUUGCAGCUGUCCAGUUUUUUUCUGGUAGCUGUAAUAAAGCCUGGGAGGAGCGAAAUGGGGACGUCGAUCAGAUUUCUGCCGGGGGCGGAGGGCAUGUUGGUGUGCCAGUAUCGGUGCCAUUCUGUGUGUUCAUCAUAGGAGUUGAGGUUUUUCAAAUUGUAGAAAGGUUUGCGGGAUUGAAUCAGGACGUUGGAGGAGCAUUUUUGGUGAGUUUAUGAACUGGAAUGAUGUUGAGCAUAAUUUGGAUACACUUGUAGGAUUUUGCUAAAGCUGCUCUUCUGCAGAUCUGUCGGGGUGCUAUUCCAUUCAUUGUUGGGAGCCAUUGGAUAGGUGUGGAUUUUAGGACUCCUGAGAUUAUUCUCAUAGAAAUAUGGAGUGUGUAUUGGUUCCUGCUGAUCAUUGCAAGAAGUGGUAAUAAUCUGCUGCUUGCUUUAUGUAAGUUGUAGAAAUUGGCUUUCAAAGGGGAAUUGUAAAUUAACACAAAAAUACUGUGCAUAGCUGUUUGAAAGCUUGGGUGUUGAAACAUAAUAGAAUUCCUCUACAAAUAGCUAGCACUGUCUUGUUGGACUGAAUGGUCUCCUGAGCUGAAAUAAUUCUAUUGUAAUAGCAUUAAUCAUCUUUUGUAAAUAUCCAUAAACAUUGUAAGUACUAUUUUGAAAGGAAGUCCCAAGAUGUGAAAGAACUUGCUGGUAGUAUAAUUAGGGUCCAAUAUAGAGGAACAUUUUCCUAUUCUUUCCUCAACUCUGCAAGAUUUUGUCCAGUGGCACUUAUAUCCACAGUGAUGAAGUGGUUUAAUAGAUUAGUGAUAAAACAUAUCAACUCCUGCCUGAGAAGUGACUUUAAUCUGUUCCAAUUUGCUUACUGGAGCAACAGAUCCACAACAGAGAUGUAUACAUCAGGAUGUUCUUUAAUCAGCUAUAGCUCAGCAUACAAUACCAUCAUCCCCUUAAAACUAAUCAAUAAGUUUCAAUACCUCCUUGUGCUAUUGGAUCCUCGAUUUCCUCACUUGUAGACUCCAUUCAGUUUGGAUUGGCAACAACACCUCCAUAAUCUCUAUCAACACAAGUGCACCACAGGGCUGUGUGCUUAGACCCCUGCUCUACUUAUGACUGUGUAACUAAGCAUAGCUUCAGUGCUGUAUUCGAGUUAGCCGAUGACACCAUUGUCAAAGGCUGACUCAAAGGUGGGUAAUGAAUCAGCCUAUAGGAGGUAGAUUGGAAGUCUGGCUGAGUGGUGCCAUAACAACAACUUCUGACUCAAUGUCAACAAGACCAAGGAGUUGAUUAUUGACUUCAGCCAGCCCUCAUUGGAAGAUCAGAGGUGGAGAGGGUCAGCAACUUUAAAUUUCUCGGUGUUAUUAUUUUGGAGGACCUGUUCUGGGCCCAGCACUUAAGUGAAAUUACGAAGAAAUCACGGCAGCACCUUAGGAGUUGGAAAAGAUUCAGCAUGACAUCUUAAUCUUUCAGAAACUUCUAUAGUUGUGUAGUGGAGAGUACAUUGACUGGCUGCAUCACAGCCUGCUAUGAAAACACCAAUGCCCUUGAAUAGAAAAUCCUACAAAAAGUAGUGGAUACGGCCCAGUAAACUCUCCCCACCAUUGAGCACUUCUACACGAACUGUUGUCGCAGGAAAGCAGCAUCCAUCAUCAGGGUCCCCCACCACCCAGGACAUGCUGUUUUCUCAUUGCUGCUUACAGGAAGAAGUUACAGAGCCUCAGGACUCACACCACCAUGUUCAGGAACAGUUAUUAUCCCUCAACCAUCGGGCUCUUGAAUGAAAGGAGAUAACUUCACUCGGUUUCACUUGCCCCAUCAUUGAAGUAUUCCCACAAUCUAUGGACUUACUUUCAAGGACUCCCUAUCUCACGUUCUCAAUAUUUAUUGCUUAUUUAUUUAUUUAUUGUUGUUAUUUUUUUGUAUUUGCACGGUUUGUUGUCUUUUGCACCCUGGUUGAACUGUAAGUUGGUGUGG
This is a messenger RNA of Mobula hypostoma (lesser devil ray), 6035 nucleotides long. RefSeq names its product phosphatidylinositol-3-phosphatase SAC1-B-like. The record is from RefSeq and is a predicted model, not a curated record. Bases 16 to 1989 code for a protein of 657 amino acids. Lineage: Eukaryota; Metazoa; Chordata; Chondrichthyes; Myliobatiformes; Myliobatidae. The transcript is spliced from 20 exons. Gene Ontology annotation, cellular component: endoplasmic reticulum. Gene Ontology annotation, biological process: phosphatidylinositol dephosphorylation; amino acid metabolic process. Gene Ontology annotation, molecular function: phosphatidylinositol-4-phosphate phosphatase activity.